AUGUCCAAACCCGUAGCCAUCGUAACAGGCGCCGGCUCAGGCAUUGGUGAAGCAACAGCAACCCACUUGCACUCCUUAGGCUACAAAGUUGUUAUCGCUGACCUAAAUCCCACCUCCGGUCAACGCGUCGCUUCAGCCCUGGGCGCAGACGCCCUCUUCCACCAGACAGAUGUAUCAUCCUACAAAUCGCAAGCGCAGCUCUUCAAGCGCGCCUACGAAUGGGGCGGUAACCGCCUCGAUUUCUGCCAUGCCAAUGCUGGAAUCGACGAUCGACAGAAUGUUUAUGAAGGCAUGGACAAGGAAGAGGUGGAUGAAGAGGGACUGGUUAAGAAGUUGAAUACGAAGACUAUGGAUGUGAAUCUUGAGGCUGUCAUACAGGGGCUUUGGCUGUUCAAAUAUUAUGUAAGAAGGAGUAAGGAGGCGGGUGGGGGAAAGGGAUAUUUUGUUGCCACGAGCAGUGCGGUGGGGUUGUACUUCAUGCCACAAUGCCCCCAGUACACAGCCAGCAAAUACGGUGUCGUAGGCUUCGUCCGGGCUUCCGCCCCAAAUUUCAUCAACGAAAACAUUACCGUCAAUGCCAUUUGUCCGGCGUUCAUCCCGACAAACCUUUGUCCCCCGGAAGUAGCGGCGCGCUGGCCAAAAGAGCACGUUACGCCGCUUUCGACCGUGCUCAAGGCUAUUGAUGCGUUUUUGAAGGACGACAAAUUGACGGGACAAGCGGUAGAGUUAUCUCAGGAAAAUAUCUAUUUCAGACAGCCUGUUGAUUUUGUGAACGAGAGUCAGCGGUGGAUUGGCCUCGAAAGCCAUAAGUUCUGGAAUGAGGGAUACAAGGAGCCACCAAAGAGGAAUGGGUAUUAA
This is a messenger RNA of Bipolaris oryzae ATCC 44560, 858 nucleotides long. RefSeq lists its product as uncharacterized. The transcript is spliced from 2 exons. Lineage: Eukaryota; Fungi; Ascomycota; Dothideomycetes; Pleosporales; Pleosporaceae. Gene Ontology annotation, cellular component: cytoplasm. Bases 1 to 858 code for a protein of 285 amino acids. The record is from RefSeq and is a predicted model, not a curated record. Gene Ontology annotation, molecular function: oxidoreductase activity, acting on the CH-OH group of donors, NAD or NADP as acceptor.